Exaiptasia diaphana is the source of this 2349-nucleotide messenger RNA. Its product is annotated as major vault protein. The record is from RefSeq and is a predicted model, not a curated record. NCBI's taxonomy places the organism in Eukaryota, Metazoa, Cnidaria, Anthozoa, Actiniaria, Aiptasiidae. Gene Ontology annotation, cellular component: nucleus; cytoplasm.
GUGAUCAUUGGUCCAGCCAAGAUGAUAACUAUCCCUCCCCGUCACUAUUGUAUAAUUGAAAACCCAGUCAUGAGAGAUCAUAAAGAAGGCAAAGUCAUCAUAGAUGAGUAUGGACAAAUCAAGCUUCGUCAUGCUGAUCAGGAAAUUCGMCUUGCACAAGAUCCCUUCCCAUUGUUUCCUGGUGAAGUCCUUAAGCAUGGCUGCACUGCUCUAAGGAUUGUCAUUGCUAACUCAGCCCUUAGACUUAGAGCUGUACUUGACUUUGAAGAUGAAUCUGGUGAAAAGAGAGUUGCWGGAGAUGAGUGGUUGUUUGARGGACCAGGAACAUUGAUACCUCGCAAGGAAGUUGAAGUUGUUGAGACCAUUCGAGCUUCCAUUGUUCAGCCUAAUCAGGCUAUAAAGUUACGAGCAAGAAAAGAGACAAAGGAUCGAAAUGGUAAUCCAAGAGUGACAGGAGAAGAAUGGUUGGUCAGACAAGUUGGUGCUUAUCUACCAAGUGCCUAUGAAGAGGUCAUUGCUGUGGAGGACGCUUUUGUUCUCACUGAGAAGAGAGCACUACAUUUACGUGCUACGGGCACUUUCAAGGAUGUUUAUGGGGUGACAAGAAAGAAUGGAGAAGAAUGGCUCGUCACGAUGAACGAGGCUGAAUCUCACAUUCCUGAUGUUUAUGAAGAGGUUCAAGGGGUUGUCGAUAUUACUACUUUGAACAACCGACAGUACUGUGUCAUUUUGGAUCCAAUCGGCAAAGAUGGAAAACCACAACUUGGACAGAAGAAGCUUGUCAAGGGUGAAAAGUCAUUCUUUUUAAUGCCUGGCGAAAAGCUGGAAAGUGGAAUCCAAGAUGUGUAUGUGCUUGGAGAAGACGAGGGAUUGAUUCUAAAAGCUCAUGAAGCCUUUAUUGAUCAGGUUGAAGGAGAUGAAGAUGACAAGGGAGUAUUGCGCAAGCCUGGAGACCGCUGGAUGAUUCGCGGACCUAGUGAAUACAUCCCCGUCGUACAAGUAGAAGUAUGUGAUCGACGCAAAGCAAUCCCAUUGGACAACAACGAAGGUAUUUAUGUUCGUGACAUAAAGACUGGCAAAGUACGAGCUGUGUGUGGUCAAAGCUACAUGCUAACGCAAGACGAAGAACUCUGGGCAAAGGAGCUCCCCCCUGCUGUAGAGGAACUUUUAACCGGUGGCAAGGACCCCCUGGCUGACAGAGGUACUCGUGGAUCAAAAGCUGAUGGUGCGUACUCUAGACAGCGAAAUAAGACAAGGGUGGUUACAUACAGAGUACCACAUAACGCAGCUGUGCAGAUCUAUGAUUACAAAGAGAAGAAAGCAAGAGUGAUCUUUGGACCCGAGCUCGUCAUGCUUGGUCCCGAUGAACAGUUUACUCAACUUAGUCUUUCUGGCGGGAAACCCAAGAAACCCAACGUGAUUAAGGCACUCUGUUUGCUCUUGGGACCUGAUUUCUGUACUGACAUUGUUGUUGUGGAAACCGCUGACCAUGCAAGACUGUCUCUUCAGUUGUCGUAUAAUUGGCAUUUUGAUACAGCAGACAAGAGUGAGAAGGAAGCAGCCAAAAUAUUCUCGGUUCCAGACUUCGUUGGUGAUUCGUGUAAAGCUAUUGCGUCGAGGAUCAGAGGUGCUGUUGCAGGAGUACAGUUUGAUGAUUUUCACAAGAAUUCAGCGAAGAUAAUUCGAGCCUCCGUGUUUGGUCUGGAUGAAAACCAUAAAGUUCGUAGUCGUUUUUCUUUCCCGGCUAACAAGCUGAGCAUUACAAGCAUUGACAUUCAAUCAGUAGAACCUGUGGACCAGAGGACGAGGGACGCCUUGCAGAAAUCUGUACAACUCGCUAUUGAAAUUACAACCAACUCGCAAGAAGCCGCUGCCCGACACGAGGCCGAGCGCCUCGAGCAAGAAGCCAAAGGACGCCUUGAAAGACAGAAAAUCACUGAUGAAGCUGAAGCUGAGCGUUCAAGAAAGGAACUGCUUGAGCUUCAAGCUCAAAGUGCUGCUGUGGAAUCCACAGGACAGGCUAAGGCUGAGGCCCAAUCCCGUGCUGAAGCAGCAAGGAUUCAAGGAGAAGCAGCUGUUCAACAAGCCAAGUUAAAGGCAGAGGCCACAAAGAUUGAAGCUGAAUCGGAGCUUGACCGCUUAUCCAAGAAACGAGACGCUGAGCUUUCAUUUGAAAGUGAACAGAAUAAACUUGAGAUAACCAAAGCCGAGGCAAUGGCGAACAUUGAAACUGACAAGUUUAAAAACAUGGUGUCAGCAAUUGGUGCUGAGACAAUCCAGGCAAUUGCUACAGCUGGGCCAGAAAUGCAGGUAAGUGUUUUGGUAAUAAUGUGAGGAAAAGAACAGUGG